This is a messenger RNA of Pieris macdunnoughi, 1734 nucleotides long. Lineage: Eukaryota; Metazoa; Arthropoda; Insecta; Lepidoptera; Pieridae. The record is from the annotation of a GenBank genome assembly.
AUGUGUGGAAUUUUCGCAUAUAUUAAUCACUUGACACCUAAGAGUCGGCGUGAAAUUUUGGAAUUACUUGUCAAUGGAUUGAAACGUUUGGAAUACCGAGGAUAUGACUCUGCUGGUGUCGCCAUUGAUGCCGCUGACCAGAAAGAUAUUGCUGUCUUAAAAAAAAAGGGCAAAGUAGCAGCUCUUGAAGAAUUACUUCAACAACAAUGCUUGGACUUGGCAGUUGAAGAAUGUGUAGAUUCCCACUGUGGUAUUGCUCAUACCCGUUGGGCCACUCAUGGUGAACCAAGUGCUGUUAACUCUCACCCUCAGCGUUCAGGAGAAGACAAUGCUUUUGUUGUCAUUCACAAUGGUAUUAUUACCAACUACAAGGAAGUAAAAACCUUUCUAGAAAAUAAGGGAUAUUGUUUUGAAUCCCAAACUGACACCGAAGCUAUUGCUAAGCUGGUUCAUCACAUUUAUAGUCAACACAAGGAUUACAGUUUCCAAGAGCUGGUAGAACAGGUAAUUCAGCAGCUAGAAGGUGCCUUUGCAUUAUGCUUCAAAUCCCGCUACUUUCCAAAUGAAUGUGUUGCAACACGAAGAGGAAGUCCUUUACUUGUUGGUAUCAAAACAAGACGCCGUCUAUCAAGUGACCAUGUACCUAUUAUGUACAAUAACAACAAGGCUACUCGUGGUGUAGUGCCUUCUUUACCUCGGGUUAACAGCCAUGCUCAUUUUGAACCAGAAGAAGAGAGGGAAGUUGAAUACUUCUUUGCCUCUGAUGCUUCUGCUGUUAUCGAACAUACCAACAGAGUUCUGUACUUUGAAGAUGAUGAUGUAGCUCAUAUAAAGGGUGGUGUCCUUAGUAUCCACCGUAUGUCUGGAAGCAGCACUGAUCCUCAUCAACGAGAGAUUUUCACACUUAAGUUGGAAUUGCAACAAAUUAUGAAAGGAAAUUAUGAGUACUUCAUGCAAAAAGAAAUUUUUGAGCAGUCAGAGUCUAUUGUAAAUACCAUGAGAGGUCGUCUUAACUUUGCUGACGGAACUGUUACACUUGGAGGAAUCACAGACUAUAUUCCAGAAAUAAAGCGUUGCCGUAGACUAAUGCUAAUUGGAUGUGGAACAAGUUACCACAGUGCAGUGGCAACUCGUCAAUUACUUGAAGAGUUGACAGAGCUGCCUGUGAUGGUUGAAUUGGCUUCAGAUUUCUUGGACAGAAAUACACCAGUAUUCCGUGAUGAUGUGUGCUUCUUUAUUUCACAGUCUGGAGAAACUGCAGAUACAUUAAUGGCAUUAAGAUAUUGCAAACGUCAUGGAGCUCUGAUUGUUGGAAUAACAAAUACAGUUGGAAGUUCAAUCUGUCGUGAGUCCCAUUGUGGUGUACAUAUUAAUGCUGGUCCGGAAAUUGGUGUGGCCUCAACAAAGGCUUAUACCUCACAAUUUGUAUCCCUUGUUAUGUUUGCCUUGGUAAUAAGUGAAGACAGAAUUUCUCUCCAAAAGAGAAGGGCUGAUAUAAUUGCAGGCUUACAUGAAUUGGACAAAAAGAUUAAACAGGUCUUAGCGCUAGAUGAUAAAGUGAAGGCCCUGGCCGAAGAUCUCUACCGUCAGCGGUCUCUUUUGAUUAUGGGCCGUGGGUAUAACUUUGCCACUUGUUUAGAAGGAGCCUUAAAAGUCAAAGAAUUGACAUACAUGCACAGUGAAGGUAUUAUGGCUGGAGAAUUGAAACACGGGCCCAUUGGCGCUGAUCGAUGA